Messenger RNA from Mustela erminea (ermine), 3775 nucleotides. It is a transcript of the gene MTHFD2, whose product is annotated as methylenetetrahydrofolate dehydrogenase (NADP+ dependent) 2, methenyltetrahydrofolate cyclohydrolase. Gene Ontology annotation, biological process: tetrahydrofolate interconversion. Gene Ontology annotation, cellular component: mitochondrion. Lineage: Eukaryota; Metazoa; Chordata; Mammalia; Carnivora; Mustelidae. The record is from RefSeq and is a predicted model, not a curated record. Gene Ontology annotation, molecular function: methenyltetrahydrofolate cyclohydrolase activity; methylenetetrahydrofolate dehydrogenase (NAD+) activity; methylenetetrahydrofolate dehydrogenase (NADP+) activity. Bases 40 to 1092 code for a protein of 350 amino acids. The transcript has 8 exons.
GCGCGCGCUUCUCUCCUGGCGCGGGACUCGGCGCGGGUCAUGGCUGCUGUUUCCGUCGUGUCCACGUUGGCCACCCGGCUGCUCCGGCCCGCGCAGAGCUGCCGUCUCCGUCAUCGCCCCUUCCACCUCUCGGUAGUUCGAAAUGAAGCUGUCGUCAUCUCUGGAAGGAAACUUGCCCAGCAGAUCAAGCAGGAAGUGCGGCAGGAGGUGGAAGAAUGGGUGGCGUCGGGCAACAAGCGGCCGCACCUGAGCGUGGUGCUGGUGGGCGAGAAUCCUGCAAGUCAUUCCUACGUCCUCAACAAGACCCGGGCAGCUGCAGAAGUGGGAAUCAACAGUGAGACAAUUGUGAAACCAGCUUCAGUUUCAGAGGAAGAACUGUUGAAUUUAAUCAAUAAACUAAAUAACGAUGAUGAUGUAGAUGGUCUCCUUGUUCAGCUGCCUCUUCCAGAGCACAUCGACGAGCGGAAAAUCUGCAACGCUGUUUCCCCAGACAAGGAUGUGGAUGGCUUUCACGUAAUUAACGUAGGGCGAAUGUGUCUGGACCAGUACUCCAUGUUACCGGCUACGCCAUGGGGUGUCUGGGAAAUAAUUAAGCGAACUGGCAUUCCAACCCUAGGGAAGAAUGUGGUUGUGGCUGGGAGGUCAAAAAAUGUUGGAAUGCCCAUUGCAAUGCUGCUGCACACAGAUGGGGCACACGAACGCCCUGGAGGUGAUGCCACUGUUACAAUAUCUCAUCGACACACUCCCAAAGAGCAACUGAAGAAACAUACAGUUCUUGCCGACAUCGUGGUUUCCGCUGCAGGCAUUCCAAAUCUGAUCACAGCAGAUAUGAUCAAGGAGGGAGCUGCAGUCAUCGAUGUGGGAAUAAAUAGAGUUCAAGAUCCCAUCACUGCUAAACCCAAGUUAGUUGGAGAUGUGGAUUUUGAAGGAGUCAGAAAGAAAGCUGGUUACAUCACUCCAGUCCCAGGGGGUGUUGGUCCCAUGACUGUGGCAAUGCUGAUGAAGAAUACCAUUAUUGCUGCAAAGAAGGUGCUGAGGCUUGAAGAUCAGGAAGUAUUGAAGCCCAAGGAGCGUGGAGUAGCAACUAGUUAACUGUUGCAUCUUCUGUCACAAACAUCACUCCAAGCCAGUCCAAGAGGCAAAACAGGCCAAUAGAAAUGCAAUAUUUUUUAUUUAUUUUACUGAAAUGGUUUAAAAUGAUGCUUUGUAUUUAUUGAAAGCUGAACUGGGUGGGCGUCUGUGUGUGUGGCUCUGCCGUACCUCACCACGGAGCAAGCUGGCCUCCGGCUAGGUCGUCUGAGCCGGCCAAGAGAAGCACUUCACCUGGUGACAAACGGGGAGGACAUCGCCCCCGUAAGAUCGGGUGCUUAACUUUGUCAGGCCACUUCAGUUAAAAUUUGCCUUUUCUAGGAUUGCAUUUCCCAAGUGCUAUUCCAAUAAGAGUUGAUACUCACUUUAGGUUCUAAACCUUUUGAGUUCAACUAGUCAAACCAAAGGAAAAAUGUUGCUAGAGAAAAUUAGGGAAAAAGUCAAAAGGAAGAAAUGAUAAUUGAGUAGAAAAAACAUUACUGUAAUUUACAUACCUAUAGUAUGUAGAACUACAUGUGAAUGGUGUCCUGAGUUGUCAUUCCGUGGCUUAGUCAUUGGGAAAAUAUUUAGGGUAGUUCCACGUGCUGUCAGUCCUCGUCCUAUGUGUGUUUAUUCAUGAGGCUUUCCCAUGUUCCUCUAAGGUUUAAAGACUUAUUUUAUAGAUUAUUUGUGUGUUGUCGUAUUUGGCUUUUCCUCUAUCCUUAAAAUUCACUGUUACAUCUUUGUACUCUUGGGGGUGUCUGUAUUGGUUUCCUCGGGAUAUCUUGAAACCUAUUUUUGAAAAACAAAACUUGGGCUUGAUAAUCAUUAGGAUUAGGGCAGCCUGUUUAAGUAUGCAACUUACUUUUCCACCAAAGACUUGUUAGCAGCUGCCUGCUUUUUCUCUGAUGUACCUGUUGGCUUUCCCCAAUGGGUUUUUGAGAACUUGAGUUCAUAUUGAAUUUAAUCAGACUUUCUGAUUAAAAGGGGUUUUUGUUUGUUUUGCUUUUUUUUUUUUUUAAAUAAAACACUUCUGACUGGUGUGGAAUGAGUUCUGCAAAAUACUGUAUCUUCCCGCCUCUGCUCUAGUUUUGACCUAAUCAUAGUUAAUCUUUCUGGUUGGAUAUAACAGAUGUCAAUAUUCCUAUAUUUGGUAACCCCUAAUCCUAUGCCUUAAACAAAAUGCUGUGGAGAAACCAGUCUAGUCCUUUCAGUCUGAUGUCCCACCAGGUUGUGCCAAGCUGGGAGCUUAAUCUGCAAGAUUCAUUUAAGUGGUUAGGCUUAUUCCGGGUGUUUUCUAAACCAUGAAGUUGAAUUUACACAUUGUUGGAUUUACAGAGGACUUCUUGACGUGCCUGCUCCCUGCUUUCUAUACAAUUACUUUUUCUUUUUCAAUGUGUGUGUUUGAUUUGAAAGAUUGGAAGGUAUUUGCUGGGCACAGUUUGAGGCUGGGAUAGGUCCCUGUGUAUUCUCUCUUCUCUACCAGGGUUGAGUAUUUUGGGGAGGUGGGAUGAGAAGGCAGGCGGGGAUGUAAUUUGGGUAGACAGGUCCUCCUACUCCAGGCAGCUUGAGGUGGAAAGAAAAGAACAAUGGGGAGCUGACUUCUUCCUUGUUCUUCUGCCAGCUGACUUUACUCUUUUGAUAGUUUCCCGGGUAUGAAAGAGGAUAGUUUGCUGGAGAUGUUUUUGUAAGCGAGAUUUAGCUCAUGUCCAUAUCCCAUGUUUGCUGACUAAAUUAUUAAACAUGGAGCAAGAUGAGCAGACAAGAUUAAGUUUUAUUGAAUUAUAAUUACAAGUGGAAAGAAGUUCUGACCUACAACAUGGAGAAGUAACAAUAUGUCAACCUGUUAAGAGCUGUCAAAAUUAAAAUGUUCAUGUAUAUACAAAAUAUAAAUGACAUAUAAGGUGAAAAUUACAGUGAUCAAUUUACAACAACAACAAAAUUAACAUUGUAGUUUCCAACUUGUUUGAUUAAUCAAGCACAUUUAUUCUUAAUCCAUAACAUUUCUACAGUUCAAUUUGGACAAAGUACUAUUGGAAAUCUACCAUCUUUUAAAACUGAAAUGUUAAGGGUCAAUUGUUAGAUCUUCCAGGAUUGGUGCAGCUGAAGAUAGAGAAUUUAUCCUUAAAUUCAAGUGAUGGUUCUGGGUUAGAGAGCAGCUAAGUCAUUUUGCUGCGAUCAGUACAAGCAGGAGAGGUAUAGGGCUUUCUCUCUUGACAGUAUCCCUUAGAAGGGAGCUCUGAGAUGUAACUUAACACAGUUUUCUAGGGACCAGGCACUGUAUGAAGCUCUGAGGGUUGCAGGCGCAAUUGGCUGUCCUCAUACCCAAAGUGUUAAUCAUCUAGUAUCGUUUGUCUUUAAAAAACAGAAAAGAGUGAAGAAGAAAAGCACCUGCUUUGGUCACCGUGAGUAAAUGUAGUAACUAACCAAAGUGAUUUCCUCAAGACUGAAAUCCGCAGUUGUUUUGGAGAAAGUGAAUGUCAGCUGCACUGUGGCUGUCAGGCACAUAGUGGGUGUUAAAUAAACAAGGUUGGUCUUAAGUGGGGAUUAAAGAUAGCCUGGUAAGUUUUGUGAGGACAAGGUUUGCUUCCUUAUUAAUGACUUAUUAAUCUAUCCAACUUCCAAUCAUUCCUUUAAAGUACUAAUCUUUUUUUUUUUUUAAGAUUUUAUUUAUUUAUUUGACAGACAGAGAUUACAAGUAGGCAGA